Messenger RNA from Rhodofomes roseus, 1138 nucleotides. RefSeq names its product bub2 protein. The coding region runs from base 64 to 1029 and encodes 321 amino acids. The record is from RefSeq and is a predicted model, not a curated record. Gene Ontology annotation, biological process: activation of GTPase activity. The transcript is spliced from 7 exons. NCBI's taxonomy places the organism in Eukaryota, Fungi, Basidiomycota, Agaricomycetes, Polyporales, Fomitopsidaceae. Gene Ontology annotation, molecular function: GTPase activator activity.
CUCACCUCCGGGCGUCUCUUCCCACCUACCAUUCCGAGCCCGCCACCAACACCACCACCGACCAUGGCGCCCUCAUCGACGGCGUCCUCAUCGUCCUCGGGUUCAUCCGCAGCUCACUCCGCCGCGCACUCAUUCAACAAGAUUUUGAACCAGUUCAAGCUGUCGACGAAGGUUCGGACAUCGCAGGACGUCGAGGACUCGGUACGGAAGCUCCGGAGGUUGAUCUUGCUGGAUGGGAUACCGUCGGCUGUCGACCCUACAAUACGACCGCGGAUAUGGAAGAUCUUGUUGCGCGUGCAGGACGUGUCUGCGGGGGAGUUCUUGGAGUAUGUCGCGCGGGGUCCUUGUGAGGUGCGCGAGAAGAUCCGUAAUGACACGUUCCGGACCUUAGCUACAGACCGUGGGUUUAAGGAACGCGUGCGGGAGGAUAUGCUCGUGAGGCUGCUUGACGCGUUCGUAUGGCGAAACCAUGACCGACAAGAAUCGCACCAUCUCGGGUUCACUUACGUACAGGGUAUGAACGUCCUCGCCGCGCCCUUCCUCUAUACCAUGCCCUCCGAGCUCGAGGCGUUCUUCUGCUUCGCAAAAUUCAUCGAAGAGAGCUGUCCAUUAUACGUCCAACCCACACUAGAAGGCGUACAUCGAGGGUUGAAGCUACUCGAUAGGUGCCUCAAAAUUGUCGACCCCGAUCUCUUCGCCCAUCUUCGGUCGAAAAACCUGUCCGCGGAGAUUUACGCAUUUCCAUCUAUACUCACAUUAUGCGCGUGCACACCGCCGCUCGACCAAGUCCUUCAACUAUGGGACUUCCUACUCGCGUUCGGCGUACAUCUCAAUGUCCUCUGUGUCAUCGCUCAGCUUCUGCUCAUGCGCGAAGAGGUCAUGACAUCGUCUAGCCCUAUGCGCCUCCUACGCACGUUCCCUCCCCUCGAGGCUCUCCCUGUCAUCGGGAUCGCCGUCACACUCGUGCGUGACCUGCCUACAGACUUAUAUGACGAGCUGGUGCGACACCCGUACGCAGUUGAGUCAUAGUCCGCAGAGGUCAAGCUGUGCAUGUUCUUUUCGUUGGUACGCUGUCGUUGCUGUGCGCUGGUUGUCUCAGAUUCUUUGUUUGUAUGAAUAUAUUGUUAUCGAGGUCACC